Molecule: messenger RNA, 438 nt
Organism: Cydia pomonella (codling moth)
Lineage: Eukaryota; Metazoa; Arthropoda; Insecta; Lepidoptera; Tortricidae
Exons: 1
Coding region: 1-438 (145 amino acids)
Source: RefSeq, a predicted model, not a curated record
AUGCUCACCAGUAACCUGAGCGAUGACCCGGAUAUGGAGAGGGAGAGGAGAGCGAUGGCUGUACGGGGCAACAUGAUCGCCCGCAGAUUCGCACGUUGUAGUAACGAAGUCAAAUUGACGCUUUUCAAGGCCUACUGUCAGACGUUCUACACGUGUAGUCUGUGGGUGAGAUUUACACAGAGAGCCUACAACUCAAUUCGCGUGCAAUAUAACAACAUCCUCAGAAUGUUGUUGCGGCUGCCGAGACAUAACAGUGCAUCCAGAAUGUUUGCUGAGGCGCGUAUCGAUGACUUUUUCGCCAUCAGGAGAAAAAGAGUUGGAUCACUGCUGAAUCGUGUGCGGGGCAGCAGCAACGGCCUUCUAAGGGAGUUGGCAGAGCGCCUCGACUCUCCUCUCACUCGCUACUGGGUGGAAGUGGCGAUUGGCAGGGCCAAGUAG